Molecule: messenger RNA, 2136 nt
Organism: Ogataea parapolymorpha DL-1
Lineage: Eukaryota; Fungi; Ascomycota; Pichiomycetes; Pichiales; Pichiaceae
Product: protein of OPT family transporter
Exons: 1
Coding region: 1-2136 (711 amino acids)
Cellular component (GO): fungal-type vacuole membrane
Molecular function (GO): oligopeptide transmembrane transporter activity
Source: RefSeq, a predicted model, not a curated record
AUGCCUUGGGAAUCCAAAGCCGCUUUACCACAGGUCACUUUGCGGUCCACGAUAGCCGGUCUUGUUAUCGGCUCUGUGAUUCUUGUUUCCAACUUUCAAUUCGGGCUGCAAACGGGCUGGGUUUCGAUGAUGUCGCUACCAUCAGCGCUACUUGGGUUCUCAAUUUUCAAAACAUUGCAGCCUCGGCUUCACUGUCAUUUCACAGACGUUGAAAACGUCUUUGUCCAGAGUGUCGCAGUUGCUGUUGCCACUGGACCGUUGGCGUAUGGAUUUAUUGGCAUCAUUCCAGCCAUUGAGAAACUCAUGACCGACGCUGAAAGCGGCUCAGAGUCCGGAAUCGACCUGUCUCAACUGUGGAAGCUAGUGACUUGGGCUUUUGGACUGGCUUUUUUUGGAGUCUUUUUCGCUGUGCCUCUUCGAAAACAAUUCAUCAUCAAGGAGAAGCUGGCUUUUCCAAGCGGCAGCGCCACUGCCACCCUCAUAUCUGUUUUUCACGGAACAACACUCAACGUCGAGUCCCAAAUGAAAUCACAGCCUAAACAGUCUUCAUCUGCAGAAGAACACGAGAAUCAUCCUGAACGACCUCCAACGCCGAACAACAUCACAAUCAUCGAGUCGCAAGAUCUGUGCCAGCUCCAGCAGGUCGAAACAUACCAGACGAACAUCAAACUUCUCGCGGCGACCUCGAGUGUCUCCUCUAUUUAUACCGUUGUUGGUUAUUUUGUUCCUCAAAUAAAACGUAUACCAAUUCUCGGCAAAACCAUCUCAGAAUCAUAUCUGAUCAAUUUUCAGCCAUCCCCAUCAUACAUCGGCCAGGGAAUGAUCAUGGGAUUCACCACAACGGCCUACAUGAUGGUCGGCAUGGUGUUUGGCUGGUGUAUUCUCAGUCCUUUAGCACAAUAUAUGGGCUGGGCUCCUGGACCCGUGGACGACUGGAAAGAGGGCGCCGAGGGUUGGAUUAUGUGGAUUAGUUUGGCCAUCAUGAUCAGCGACUCUAUUAUCUCGUUUCUCGUCAUCGUUGUCAAGUCGCUAGCGUCACUAUAUCAGUCACCUUCCUCUAGACCCCUCUCCAGAACGGGCUCCGUUGAUUCUCCACAUGAGGAGCUGGAAAGACUGAUUGAUGAAAAUGAGGUGGCUUCUGAUGAAGAUAUUUCAAGCAGCACUUAUCACGGCGAGGGGUCGAAUGACCAUACCCCGAAGAAUUCUUCCUCGUCGUUGCCCGAAACUGAUCAAUUCAGCGACCGCUCCACAUACGUCGAUCUGGACGAGUCUCACCAAAUAUCGGCGACAGUCACCAUUGUUGGGCUAAUUGUGUCGUCGGUUGCAUGUGUGGUGUGCACGCGAUUGGUUUUCGGUCCAGUUGUGCCAAUUUACACCAUCGUAACAGCAAUCAUACUAUCUCUAUUUUUGUCUGUUCUCGGUGUCAGAGCACUGGGAGAGACAGAUCUGAACCCUGUUAGUGGGAUUGGAAAACUGUCACAGCUGAUUUUCGCACUGAUAAUACCAAAAUCUCAACCUGGCGCAAUCCUCAUCAACCUCAUUUCAGGGGCCAUUUCCGAGGCCGCAACGCAACAAGCGGGCGAUUUGCUGCAAGAUCUAAAAACUGGAUACCUCCUUGGAGCGUCCCCAAAAGCACAGUUUAUUGCGCAAAUUUAUGGAUCGCUAUUUUCCGUGUUGUUAAGUGCUGUGAUGUACAAACUGUACAAUAGCAUCUAUGACAUUCCAAGUCAAAUGUUCAAGAUCCCCACGGCUGUAAUUUGGAUUGAUUGCGCAAGACUCGUGAACGGUUCAGGACUGCCUCCAAAAGUUUUCGAGUUUGCCAUAGUGUUGGGUAUCGUUUUUGCAGUUAUUUCAUUUGUGAAAAACACUGUUACUCCUGAAAACAAGUGGCACAAGUACAUCAAAUUUCUUCCUAGUGGAGUCCCUGUGGGAAUUGGAAUUUACAACGUGCCCUCCUUCACUCUUGCACGGUUUGUUGGAGGACUGGUUUCGUACUUCUGGCUCCGCAAAGUUACUCCCGGGAAUUCUGACGCCAGAGUUCGUCUGAUUAUAUUUAGCAGCGGAUUGGUUCUUGGAGAGGGUCUGUUCAGCGUCUUGAACAUGCUUUUGACAAGUCUCAAUGUGCCUCAUCUAUAG